Messenger RNA from Daphnia pulicaria, 5254 nucleotides. RefSeq lists its product as uncharacterized. Bases 530 to 4861 code for a protein of 1443 amino acids. NCBI's taxonomy places the organism in Eukaryota, Metazoa, Arthropoda, Branchiopoda, Diplostraca, Daphniidae. Gene Ontology annotation, biological process: protein deubiquitination. The transcript has 7 exons. The record is from RefSeq and is a predicted model, not a curated record. Gene Ontology annotation, molecular function: cysteine-type deubiquitinase activity.
GAAGAUGGAGAGGGCAGCAAUCAGACACACACACACACACACAAAAACCUUUUUUCUUAUUUUAUGUUGCGAGGGGAAGAAGAAGAAGAAGAAAAAAGAUUUAAAUAGGACGGGGUCCCCAGGUGUGUUGAGGAAAGGUGUAAUAGCCUCGGGCGGCAUACCUUCUUGCAGGCCAGGUCCAAUCGGAGCCUUUCGCCGUAAGUCGAGAGCCCUGCGGCCAAGUUCAAAUCACCCGCCCUAGCCCCCACCACCACCACCACCAGCCGCCGCCGCCAAACUACUACGACGACGAGAGUUGUAGCCCUUUGCUCAUAGGUGUACCUCUCCUCGGGUUUGGGUUGGUGGUGAACCCAGCGCUUUCCAUCAGUUCCCAAACGAGAGUUCUAGCCGACUGCCGUUUGUUUGCCUCCCAAAACCGAAUCAUGUGUUACAGCUCCGCACCGAGUGAUUGAAUUUUUGAAAUCCGCCAAAAGUUUUUCUCGCCAAUUUCGUUGGAAAAGUUUGUCGAGUUUAAAUCGAAAGAAAAAAAAUGAGGCUCGAAAGGAAUAUAGCACGACAUCCGCUCUUCCAAGUCACCAAGGUUUUGUGGCAUUUGGACAUUUUCAGAAGAAGUUUCCGCGACCUGACCGGUCACGCUUGCCUCGGCGAAUCGUGCAUCUUUUGUGCCCUGAAGGAAUUGUUUGCGCAAUUGCAGUACAGCCAUGAAUCAGCUCUGCCGCCGGACGCGCUCCGGCGGGCAUUGGCCGAAACAUUUCUGAAUCAACAGAGAUUCCAGCUCGGUUUCAUGGACGAUGCAGCUGAAUGCUUUGAGAACAUUUUACUUCGAAUUCAUUUCCAUUUGGCCAGCAACGAGGCCGAGGACCAAUGCGCAGCUGGGCAUUGUAUCCCCCACCAAAGGUUCGCCAUGACCUUGGUGGAACAGUCCGUCUGCGCCGCUUGUGGCGCCACUUCCGAACCUUUGCCUUUCACUCAGAUGGUGCACUACGUCUCGGCGUCGGCGCUGACGUCACAGGCGCGCCAGCCACCCAAUUUGAUGGAGCCGGGUUCGCCGGCCGGAUUAUUCGGUCGUUUGCUGAGACAGGCGGGCGGGAUGGGCGACAUUCGUGAUUGCCCGAGCGCUUGCGGCGCCCAAAUUCAAAUUUGCCGAACUCUGACGAACCGGCCGCAAAUCGUCUCGGUCGGCGUCGUCUGGGACUCUGAGCGACCGCAGCUGGAUCACAUCAUGUCCGUCUUUGCCCUGGUGGGCACCAGCCUCCAGCUGCGGGACGUCUUCCAGUCGGUGCUGGACUCACGCUGGGCUGAGUUGACCACCCACCGGCUGGUGGGCGUCGUCACUUACUACGGCAAACAUUACUCCACCUUUUUCUUCCACACCAAACUCCAGCUGUGGAUCUACUUUGACGACGCAUCCGUCAGCGAGGUGGGGCCCGACUGGCAGCACGUCGUCGACAAGUGCCGGCGCGGACAUUUCCAGCCGCUUUUGCUCCUCUACGCAGAUCCGGAAGGGACGGCCGUGCCGACGGCCACCGCUCCUUCGGCCGUCACUCCGGUCGGAGCCAAACCGCGUCAUCAUCAAUACGGAUCACUUUCCAGGCCCAGGAGCAUCACGCCCAAUCCGGUGCCGGUCCAGCAGCAGCAGCAGCCAAGCUAUAACGGCCGCAGGGCCAUCACGCCCAACAUGGAACUCAUCCAGCACUCGCUCAACAGGCGGCCUGCUCCGUUGCCACAGCAACAGCAGCAGCAACAGCCAGACUAUCGCGACUAUCAAAACAUUUCGGACCUGGAAGGCAUUUUCCAUCAGCCGGACGAAGUCUUCCACGAGCCGGUUUACAUCCAGCGACAAACGGUCGAAUCCAUUUUGAGGGCCCAGCAGCAGCAGUCGAACGUUUCCAGCGAUCCUGAUCUCAAGAUCGCCAUGCUCGCCGGUGCCAAUUUGCCAAGAUCGAGAGAUUCCGGCAACUGGAGUGGGGACCGAAACAGCGCAUCCUCUUCAUCCAGCACUUCCAUGGACAAUCCUUACCUCUACAUUAUGAACAGAAAUCAAAGACCGCAGAGUAGCAGUUCGACCAAUAGUUCUCCAUCGAAGCCGGGCGAUCCCAACGCUUUACCCAACCAGCACCUGGGCGCUUUCCACGGCGAUCCUGGAUACGAUUCCUAUUCUUUAUCGUCCAACGACAGUUACCCGUUGCAGCAGAGUCUGAAACAUACCCUCCAGUUAUCCCAGAUUCCCGAGGGCGGUCACAACAGAUGGCAGACCCGAGUGCCUGGGCCGUAUCCACCGGCUGAUGCUGGUGGAGCCGACGAGUGUGAAAGGCUUUGCCUCGAGGCGGAUCACCUGCUGGAGCGGUCGAGAGUGCAGGAAGAUCAAGGCGACCUGGAAGGGGCUUUCAAUCUGUGUCAAUCGGCGGCCCAGCGCAGCCGGGCUGCCAUGGAUGCCCCUUACAACAAUCCGCAGACGCUCGUCUUUGCCCGGAUGAAACACAACACGUGCGUCAUGCGGGGGCGGAGCCUCCACAGGCGACUUUUGCAGGCGCGACAGUCUGCCGGAUUCUACGACGGAUCGACGGCCGUUCACAAUGGCGUCGCCGUUAUGCCCAGCAUCGACGAGCCGAGACACAGUCGCCAGAGCAGCCGCGAUUCCAAUCGCAGCGUCCGCCAACAACCGACUGUCCAGGCUGUCCCGCCCACUCCGUCCGCUCCUUCGUCCAACACUCAGCCCGGAAGCGUCGGGAAGAACAUUGAAAUUUACGCCACUUUGCCGAAAAAGAAGGGCAAGAAAGCGGCCGAAAUGCUCCGUGAAGCCGAAACGACACAACAACAGCAGCAACAACAACAACAACCGGAGAGGCAGAGUCGAUCGGGUGUUGUUGCCGGAUUCGCUGGCGCCAUGAUGCGCCGGGAGAGGGCCAAGAGUGAGGAUCGCAACAAGAGCAAACCGGUUCCCAUUCCGUCGGUGGCCAGUGUGGCCCAGGACGACCUGGAAAUGAUGGGAGGCGACGGAUCGAGCGACAACUCGUCCAGGUCGCCCGGCAAGAAGCAGCACCGCAUCCGGCGGAGGCUUCUCAUGGGCGGGCUCAUCAAACGGAAGAACCGAAGUUUGCCCGACCUGAGAGCCGACGACGACGACGGCCAGGAAGAGCCGCAACAGGAGCUGGAAGAGGAUGACUAUAUCGGUUUACCUCCGCCGCCAGAAGACUCCAGCAAUCCCAAUUUGGAGAAGAGCAAAUUGAUGAUGAGGAGGAGUUUCCACUCGAGUCUGGGCCGGAAUUUACUGCCGCAACCCAUCGGCCUCAACAAAGUACCUCCGCCGCCGCCAGUCCGGAAAACAUCCCACCUGACUCCGGCGCCUCCGCAAUUGCCGUUCUACGAUAAUUACGCCGAGAGUCAAAUCACCGUCCAUGCGGACAUUCACCACGAGCGGACGCAUAGCGAUUUGGCCUUCCCCGCUCCACACGAUCCGCUUCCGCCUUAUCCGGUCGUCGAACACGUCCGGCAAGCCAGCGACGAUUUCCCACCACCUCCUCCGCCGCAGGAAUUGCAGUUACUCAGUUGCGAUCCUGAACUGAUGGCGCCGGAAGAAGAAGAAGAAGAAGAAGUGGAGCCUAGCGGAUUAUUAGCCGAACUCCAAAGGAAGCGGAAGGAAAUCCUGGGCGCCGGAAACAUGCCGCCACCUAUGGCACCGAUCGUCCCCUCCGCUCCGUCAUCUUCGGCAGCCAAUCCGCCGAAUCAUUGGCUGAGAGAACUUCAAAAUACUUUGCAAAACAAGAAGAUGGGAGUGGCCGCUCCGGCAGUGGCCCCUCAGCCCGUACCUGCGGCUCUUCCGACGGAAGAGACGGUCAAUAAAUCUGUCCGGAAACUGGCGUCCCGUUUCGAACAAGCUAGAAUCUCUCCAGUGACUUCAUGUGAUGUCGUCGAUCACGCUCCUCCUCGCGUCCAACCACCCGUAGUACCUUGCCAACAACAACAACAACAACAACAACACCAGCAGCCACCCAAGGCUCCUGUAGCGUCUCUACCACCUGCGGCUCCUGCCGGAAUUUUGGAUCGUAAGAGACGAUCGGGUGACGGACAGAGUAAAAAGAAGAGCGUGACGUUUUGCGACCAAGUGAUUUUGGUCUCGACGGCCGAAGACACCGAACAGGAUGAGACGUAUGUUCCCAAUCCGAUCCUCCAGCGAGUACUCCGCUCGGCUUUCCAACAGGAAAUGGUCAAAGAUGUUGGCCAGCAGCGAACGGAAUCGAAUCAGCCACUGGUUUCGCCCACUUUUAAUAAUGGAACGGAUGAAGUGGAUCGCCAAUCCUUGAGGCCUCCUAUGCCGCCUUAUCAAAAGUUGCCCGUCAACAGCCAGGCCUUCCAGCAAUCUCAUCACUACGCCCAGCAACAACCUCAGCAGCAUUACCAGCAGCAGCAACAACAAUACCAACAACCAUCGGGACAGCCGAUGCGGAAUGGUUACGGCGUUCCGCCUUCACCGAUGAUGGGCCAGAGGAUAGGACCACCAUCCAGCGCAGGUGCUCCUCCAUCUUACGCUCCGCCUCCGCAAUAUCCGCACCACGCCAGAGUGCGCUUCCAGCCGCAGCCAACGGCCAAUAACAACAACAAUAACAAUCUGACCCAAAAUCUGACGAUGAAAACGAAUUACCCGCCGCAACAGCAUCCGGAUCAGCAGAGUAGGCCGCAGCAAAUGGUCCAGCCGAAUGCCGGUUCGUGGCAACAACAACCGCAACAACAAGGGCCGAUGCCAUCCAGUAGCGCUGGAUUCACUCCGUGCAGCCUUUGCGGGAAGAAGCAAGUGCCGUCCAAUUUUCAAUAUUGCUCCGAUUGUCAAUUUUACAUGCAACGGUUCCAGCCGAAAGCGUGAGCUUGGCCAACUGGAUCGUGAACAAAAAUUUACUAUUAUUUUAUUGAAGUAUUUUGUUAUUAUCCAAUCUGCAAUUGUUUUAACUCGAGAUAUUAAUCCAUGAUUUGGUUGAUCUCCUAGCACACGAUAUCUGCGCCCAACUUUUUUAAAUUGUAUUAAGCAGAUAGCUGUGCGUGUUUUAUUCCUUUUGUUUGGAUUGUUUUUUCGCCACCACAUUAAAUGACCGAUCUGAUUUUCAUCAAAAUAAUUUUUUUAGCUCUGAAAUUAUAAGUAUCUCUGUGUAACUCUGUGUAUCUCACAUUUUGCUUGUACAUAACGUGCCAAAAUUUGUUUUAUGUACAUUUACGAAUGCUUAAGACAAAUAUAAUACGAGAAUCGUAUUUCUAUACAAAA